GUGCUUCGCUGCGCUGACAUUUUUUUGGCGAUGCCUCCUGUUACUCCGGCUCUGCCGCUCGCCAGCCCUGCUGCAGCCGGCGCUGCUCCUGCGCCGGCGCUGCUACUCCGGCCGCCGCCACCGCCACCGCUGCUGUCGUCUAUCCCAGCUCGCUCCUAGCGCUGCUGCUGCCUCCGCCACCACCAGCAGCAGCAGCACCGCAGCGGACACGGGGGAGGCGGAGGAGGAGGAAGAAGAGGAGGCGGCGGCAGCUGAUCCUCUGCCUCGGCGGCUGCCUGCCAUCCUGCUGCGCCGCUGCCAGACGUCAGGUGCUGCUCCGGCAGCGUGAGCUCAGCGGGGAUGAUCCUAGGCAGCCUGAGCCGGGCGGGCCCAAUCCCGGCCAUCCUGCGCCCACCACCUGCCAUGAUGCAGCAACCCCUCGAUCUCAAGCCCUUCCUGUCGUUCCCUAUGGAGGCGCAGCCGGCCGUGGGCCUCUUCGCAGGUUUCAACACGGUAAGGCCGUGGCUGCUUCCGGCCCAGGAGGUACAGGCUCGGAUGGACCCAGUGCAGAAAGCAGUGAUCAACCACACCUUUGGGGUACCCAUAGCCAAGGCCAAGCGCCCAAUCAUCUCUUGCAACGUCUGCCAGAUCCGCUUCAAUUCUGAGAGCCAAGCCGAAGCACACUACAAGGGGAACCGACAUGCCCGGCGAGUAAAGGGAAUUGAGGCAGCCAGGACGCGGCAGAAGGAAUCGGGAGCCCGCGAGGGAGACAAACCGGGGCCUGUGGGCAGUCCGUCCUCCAGCACCGGGGAGAGUGACUCUGACCGCACAGCCGAGCAACUGAACGGCAUCGGGGGUUCAGUGACAGUGCCCCCCAUCCCUGCUCCCACCUCUCCAGAUAAGCAGCCCUGUCUGGUGUCUCCGGCAGCAGCAGCACCCCCGCCGCCCCAUUCAGCCCUCUGCCCAGAACCUAGCCAGAGUUCCAAGAGCGGGCAAACCUGGGGGACGAAGGUGGGAGAGAUCUCUACGGUGACUGCAGCCCCAGCCACUUCAGGGGUGGCACCCAGUAGCAACGGCAACCCCAAGCCUGACGAAGAGAAGGCCAAGAAGCUGUUGUACUGCGCACUUUGCAAAGUGGCUGUCAAUUCACUGUCUCAACUUGAGGCCCACAACAAAGGCACAAAGCACAAGACUAUCCUGGAAGCACGCAGCGGGUUGGGGCCUAUCAAGGCAUAUCCACGCCUGAGCCCCACCACUGGAGGGGAGCCAGGCAGCCAAGACCCCAGUGUCCAGGAGAGAACCUUCCACUGUGAAAUCUGCAAUGUCAAAGUCAACUCGGAGAUCCAGCUCAAACAGCACAUUUCCAGUCGACGGCACCGGGAUGGAGUAGCUGGGAAGCCCAACCCCUUGUUGAGUCGGCACAAGAAGCAGCGAGGCAUGGCAGAGCUGCAGGGCUCCCUGGCCUUCCCUAAGGAGCUUCCCAAGUCGCUGGCAGCCGGAUUGCUGCCCAAUCCGCUGGCUGUGGCAGCAGCCAUGGCAGCUGCCGCUUCCUCGCCCCUGACGCUGCGACCAGCCCCGACGCCACCGCUGUUGCAGGGCCCACCUCUGACGCACCCGCUCCUGCGCCCGGCUCCGGGGCCCAUCCGAACUGCACACGGACCCAUCCUCUUCUCGCCAUACUGAUGCCGCCCGUCCACCCACCUGCCUGCCACAAUCCCGGGACUCUUGGCACCACUGGAACCGCCCACCCCGGCAACUAGCAACAGGUCUCGGCAACGUCACAUGGCGCCCAGCCCCAUCCAACGGGAGCGAUUUUACUUUCUUUCCUUUCUUUUUUUGUUUCUUUUCCUCUUUUUUUCUUUGUAACUAGAGAUGGAAAUAUUUUUCUGAGAAGAGAAAAAGGGACAAUCCCGCCCUCACACAAACACACACGCACAUACAUGCACCUGCUCUCAACCCCAUCUGGGGGUCCCUGGCCAAAUCUGCACAAGCGCCAGGUUCUCCCGCAGGCUGGGCCAAGGUGUGUUUGUGUGCAUCUAUGUGUGUGCACACACACAUGUGUGUGUGUCAGUCACAUCUCCCGAGGUACAAAAAAGGUUGGGGAGUGAUAGUGCCUCCCCAGGACUCUGUGGAGCAACGAAAGGGGAGGCAGUUCUGGUACCUCAGGGACUGAUCAGCAAGCAAUCUCCUUCCAUCCCAGAGCUAAGGGGGGGCCCUUGCCUCCCCCACUCAUACAAGCCAUUGUCCACCUGCACUGAAAGGGGUGUGUGUGUUUGUGUGCAUGGGACAGAAGACAGGGCCUCCGGAAGACAGAGCCCCUACUGCAAUAAUGCUGGCCGGCACCUCCAUGUACAUAUCCCCCCCCCCCG
Lacerta agilis (Sand lizard) is the source of this 2348-nucleotide messenger RNA. RefSeq names its product zinc finger protein 385A (gene ZNF385A). Bases 340 to 1662 code for a protein of 440 amino acids. Gene Ontology annotation, cellular component: nucleus. Gene Ontology annotation, molecular function: zinc ion binding; nucleic acid binding. The record is from RefSeq and is a predicted model, not a curated record. The transcript is spliced from 8 exons. Lineage: Eukaryota; Metazoa; Chordata; Lepidosauria; Squamata; Lacertidae.